Messenger RNA from Caenorhabditis angaria, 2217 nucleotides. The record is from the annotation of a GenBank genome assembly. Lineage: Eukaryota; Metazoa; Nematoda; Chromadorea; Rhabditida; Rhabditidae.
AUGUUGAAACCUCUCACAUUUCCAAUAUUUUUUCUAAUUUUUGCGAUUCAAAUCGAAUGCCAAUCGCCACAGGAAAUCAACGCGAUUCUAAAAUGUCACAAUGAAAUUCGAAAUCAAAUCGCAAGUGAUGGAUUUCCAUGGAAAACUGAAUUAAGAGUAUCAAAUAUGAGAAAAAUGUUAUGGUCGGAAAGAUUGACAAAUAUUGCAUCUGAAAAAUUGGAGGCGUUUCGAGAGAAAAAUGCCGAAGAAAUUCAACCAUGGACAAGUUUUAAGAUUUUUCAAUUUCCAGAAUAUUUGAAAAAUCAUUCGGAAAUCAUUGAAAAAUGGUGUGAACAUCGGAAAACGGAGAUUUUUAAGAAUAAAGAUUUGCUGAUUUCAAAUUCUGAUGAAGCUUUGCAAAUGAUUUUUUCAAAAAACGAAGAAAUUGGUUGUGUUUUGUAUACGAAUAAACGUAAACAACAAUCAAUGAUUGGAUGUGAAUAUUUGAAUUUAUUGGCUGAAAAUAUGAUUCCAGAUGAUGUUUUUCAAAUAGGAGAAGCUUGUGCUAAUUGUAAAUGUUCGCAACAUUCAGAAUUUGCCAAAUUAUGUGUGACAGAAGAAGAAGAAAAAAUAACAGAAUUGGAGGAAGAUUCAAGUUCUGAGGAAUAUUCGAGUUCGGAGGAAAUUUCGGAGACGCCUUUAAGCUCAAAUGGUCCCAAGAAUUCAGAAAAACAAUCAGUUGAGCCUAUGAGGGUUUCCAGAACGGAGCAGAUUUUGAUUGGAAGUUCAGGAGAGGUGAAUUCUGCGGAAAGCUCCUAUGGUCCCCGGAAUUCAGAAAAACAAUCAGAUGAGCCUACUAGGGUUCCCAGAACUAAAUAUGAGCGAGAAGAAAGUCCUGAAAUUCCUCCGAAAGGAUCUGAAGAAGCUAGGAAGAAAAUCGAAUCAAAAUUGAAUUUGGACAAUGCUGGAAAACAUCAGGGUCCUAGAAAAUCGAAGAAUCUACCUAAAAUUGAUUUUGAUUUUGGCAAAAGUUCAGGCUCCAGAAAAUCCAUAAAUUCUGAUGAGGAAGAUGAAAAAAUGGAGAAAACGAGAAUUCCGAGCUCACAAGAAUCAGAAAAAUCUAGAACUCCCAAAGUUGAUCUCAAAAAAUUCGACAAACUUUUCGAACCAGAGGAAUCUAGGAUGAAACUCCCGACUCCAAUUUGGCCUAAAAGUGAUUUUGGAAAAUCCGGAGAGAACAUUUUGAAAAAGAUCAUGGAGGCAAAGUCGAAAUCGAAAUCUAGAAUUGUUGAAGACUCUGAAGAAUUUGUGGCCAAACUUGAGAGUUCUGAAGAAUCGGUGAGAUUUGAAAAGGUCAAAGUCAGAACUCCCGAAACGCGAAUCAAAACUGAAAUUCAAGCCCCAAAAUUCCGCCUAGAUGAUGAUUCCAGAGAAGCUCCAAAAAAGUUCCAAGCAAAUGUUGAAGAGGAAGAAUCGGAGGAGUUUCUCAUGACAGCCAAAGAUUCUAGGAAAACUGAAGUUCCAAGAGUUCUACCUCAAGAUGAUGAUUCGAGAGAAGCUCCUAAGAAGUUCCAGGAAGAAUCGGAGGAAUUCAUUGUGACAGCCAAGGAUUCUAUGAUUUCAACAAAUAGAGUUGAAAAUGAAGUUCCAAGAGUUCUACCUCAAGAUGAUCCGAUUGAAGAUCAGGAACCAUCUUCUCAAGACAAAUGGCAACCAAAAUCGCAAAACUAUGUAUCACGGCAUUUUGAGCCAUCAACUGAAAAACCACCAGAAGCAAAUCUGAAGGAUAUAGGAGUCCAUGUUGAAAAAGCGAUAAAAGAUCCGAAUUAUAUCAAAGAAUCAGCAAAAGAAUAUGCCAAAAACAAACUUGGUGAACAAAUGGGAAAAGUUGCAGUAGGUGCUUUAGGACAAAUUCCAAUCGCUGCAAAAGUUGUCGAAAAUCCGCUUGUGAAAAAAGUACUGGAUGUAGCAGUUGUUAAAACUGCAAGUGAAGUUGUCGAUACUGUAGUUCCAGUUGUUUUGGAUGCUGGAAAAGCAGCGGGUGGUGCAGUUAUAGGUGUGGCCAAAAAAAUACCAGUGAUUGGGAAAGGUGUUGAAGCAUUUGAUAAUUAUGUGUUGAAACCUGCACAGAAAGUGGCGGAAGUAGGAGUUGGUAUAGGGAAAAUUGGAGUUUCUGCCGGCUUGGGAGUCGCUUCGAUUGGUUUGAAAGUGCUGGAUAGGGUGAAUCCAUUGUCAUGA